Sander lucioperca (pikeperch) is the source of this 1896-nucleotide messenger RNA. Its product is annotated as carnitine O-acetyltransferase-like. Lineage: Eukaryota; Metazoa; Chordata; Actinopteri; Perciformes; Percidae. The record is from RefSeq and is a predicted model, not a curated record. Gene Ontology annotation, molecular function: carnitine O-acetyltransferase activity. The transcript is spliced from 14 exons. Bases 1 to 1896 code for a protein of 631 amino acids. Gene Ontology annotation, cellular component: peroxisome. Gene Ontology annotation, biological process: carnitine metabolic process, CoA-linked.
AUGUUGAGAAUUUGCAGCAGGGCUUUGGUGAAGGUGGGGAUGGUGAAGCCCUGGCAAUUGGUGAAACCUGUAUCAUCGACUCUGGUUGCUGGAAGAAACCUGAGCCAGCAGAAAGGACUGCCCAAGAUGCCUGCCCCCCCUCCUCUGCAGCAGACCUGUGAGCUCUACCUGAACUAUGUGGAGCCCAUGGUGGAGCAGGACGAGCUGAGGCGAACAAAACAGCUGGUGGAAGAGUUUCAGAAAGCAGGAGGGGUUGGAGAAAAACUGCAGAGAGGCCUGGAGAGGAGAGCAGACAACAGUGAGAACUGGAUGACAGACUAUUUCACGAAGGUUGUGUUCAACAAUCGUAACCCUUUGUUGGGCUCUUCAAAGUAUGGGGUUAUCUUUCCACGAAUGGACUUCAGGGACAAAAAGGGACAAAUAAGGUGUGCUGCCCAACUAAUUACGGCUGUAUUGGAAUUUAAGACAAUGAUUGACAAUGGUACACUUCCAGCUGAAUACAUAAGAGGGAAGCUGCUGUGUAUGAAGCAGUACGAGCAGAUUCUGUCAUCCUGCAUUGUCCCUGGUCUGGAGAAAGACUCAUCGGAGUUCUACGCAGAGAAACACAUCACUGUAGCACACAACUGUCAGUUCUUUGUACUGGACGUGUACAACAGUGAUGGGACUCCGCUGACAGUUGAUCAGCUCUGUGUUCAGCUGGAGAGGAUCUGCAACUCCCCACUACAGAACAACACGGAGCGUGUCGGCAUCCUCACCACAGAGCAUCGUGACAUCUGGAGCAAAACCUACAUCGACCUCAUCAAGGAUAAGACCAACAAAGAGUCAGUGUUGGCUAUCCAAAGCAGCAUCUUCACAGUGUGUUUGGAUGGAGCGAUGCCCCCGGAUGAGACGUUUCACAACAAUGCCACUGAACAAGUGCUGCAUGGAGGAGGCAGUCAGUGGAACAGUGGAAACCGCUGGUUUGACAAGGGGCUGCAGAUAAUUAUUGGAGAAGACGGGACAUGUGGUAUAAACACCAUAAGUUCUAAAGCUGAUGGUGUAAUCGUCAUGAACAUGUGCGAGAAAUUGUUAGCUGGCAUGAAAAAGCCACAGGUGAUGCAGUCUCCCUUGGGGCCGUUGCCCGUACCCCAGAGACUACACUUCAACAUCACACCACAACUCAAGAAGGACAUUGAGGAGGCCAAGCAGCACCUGGACAUAUGGUCCCAAGACCUGGAUUUAAGGAUUACGACAUUUGACAACUUUGGGAAAAAUUUCAUAAAGGCCUACAAGUUAAGCCCUGAUGCUUUCGUACAGAUGGCGAUACAACUGGCCUACUACAGAAUACACCAGCAGAUCCCUGCAGCGCUGGAAUCUGUCUCCAUGCGUACCUUCAGACUGGGCCGUUUGGGUUUUAUCAGUUCAAACUCGCCUGCCUCAGCUGCCUUUGUCAAGGCCUUUGAUGACCCCAAAAAACAGAACUCAGAGAAGGUUGAUUUAUUGGAGAAAGCUAUGAAGGCACACAAAUGGUACACUAACUUGGCAAUGGAUGGCCAUGACAUAUACAGCCACCUCUGGGCUCUGAAGAUCCAGGCUGUUGAAGAAAAAAUCUCCAUACCUGAGAUCUUCACCGACAUCUCCUUCUAUAAAACCUUAGACCAGGGAUUCUAUCCAAGUCAGGUACACAGCAAGGCUGGAAUGAUAUGUUAUGGCGCUGAAGAACCAGGAAUGACCGAAAUUGUCUACGGUAUCAUGGACGAUCACAUUGAUUUCAUGGUGGCCAAUUUUAAAUCACCCAAUACCGGCAAAGAAAAUAGAACACAUAUGACCAACACAGUGCAUGAUGCACUGUUGGACAUGAGGGCCCUGCUGGAACAAACUAAAAGAGCUGAAGCUAAUCCAGACUUAAACCAAUAG